Messenger RNA from Psylliodes chrysocephalus, 2028 nucleotides. NCBI's taxonomy places the organism in Eukaryota, Metazoa, Arthropoda, Insecta, Coleoptera, Chrysomelidae. The record is from the annotation of a GenBank genome assembly.
CUUACUAUACCUUCCUGUCGGCGAUGUGGUGUCCACUGGUGGAUAUUUUUUCUACCAGCUAUUUAACAGGAGUGAAUUACACUCGAUAUGUGUAUAAGGAAUAAAGAGGAAGUAAGGUGGUGUAAUUUACACUGGUGGAGACUGCACCAAUAGCAAACAAAAGAACAACGUGUGGUGUAGGAUUUUAAAGUCAAAAUUGUCAUCUAGUCCAGCUGUCAGCUGUCAAUUUUCCAUUUUCCAACAUUUUGAGGUUGAUGUACGACAAAAAAAUUACUCAUAAAAAAUUACCUGUAGUGGUUCAUUGUUCAUUGUGGACAAUUACGUAUUUAUAAUUUGAAUAUUUUAAUUAUAAGGAAGAAACGAGUAUGGCUCAGUAAUAAUUAGUUGAUGAAUAAUGUUAGCAUAUUAGUGACCUUUUUAGUUCUACAUCUACUAUAAAUAUGGCAAAUGUAGAAAUAAGACAUUUGCUUAAGAGAAAUCGGAUACCAGAAAACGAUGUCAACUUAUUAAUUUUUAUACUGUACCUUCCUAUUGGACUAAUUUUAAUAUUAUUAAGAUCCGUAUUACUCUUAGGUCUCUUUAUCCUUGGCCAAGUUUUGCCAGAUACAUCUGUCUCGCAGAAACUUAUAAAUAAAAUAGCUUGUUUAGGCUUAGGCAUAUCUAUACACAUUGAAAAUCCAAAAAGUAAGGAAAAUGUUAAUGUAUAUGUUAGCAAUAGUUUAUCUAUUUUUGAUCAAAUAGCUGUAUGUAGUGCCACUGGGGCAGUAUCGCCCAGUUGUAGAACAACACUAGAAAAGGUUCUAGGUCUUAGUACUUACUGCUUUGGUUCUGUUACCAACUUAGACAACUUUAAAAAUAACAUAAAACAAUUUAUUGCUGAGAAAAAGACACCACUGUACUUUGCACCUGAAGAAAAAAUUACCAAUGGCAAGGCUCUUCUAAAAUUUAAGACAUAUCCUUUUGAAUUUACAAAUAAGGUCCAACCUAUUUGUAUCAAAAUAGAUAGACCAUUUUUGGACAUUUCAGUAACCACAAUAGGAUCAACAUUCAUUAGCGAUAUGUUUUACUUUCUUUUUGCUCCUGUAACGAACUAUAAGCUUACCUUUCUGGUACCAUUUGAGAAAACGAGUAUGUCAGAUGAUGAAUUUAGUGAAGUCGUUCGUCAAAAUAUGGCUACAUCAUUGAAGAUUCAAACAACUGAUUUUACUUCAAAUGACAUAGCAGAGUGGGAGAAGAGAACAUUAACUGAACCCCCUCCGAGAUCUCAAAAUCGUCCGCCAACAAGAUCUCUCAAUCCUGAACUUCAAAGAAUGAGUAAUCAAGUUAAAGAAGUAUUACCUCAUGUUCCUCUCAAUGUUAUCUACAGCGAUUUAUAUGUAACAAGAAACGUAGACAGUACUAUAACUAAUAUACUGGAAGGCCGUCUGCACUUCACUCCUGAACAGCCUACAACAAGUAACACCAUUAACCAACCCUCUACAUCAUCUUCUUUAUCAUCUAGUUCGCCAGCUACAGGAGCUUCCACAUAUGGCGGAAAAACGUUAUUCAAUACAGCUGCAUCUUCAUUUCCCAAAUCGGCCAGCGAACGAAGCAAAUCGUUUCAAGAGCGCAAAGAACAACUGAUAGCUAGUGCUAGAAGACGUUAUAUCGAGAAACACAAUCUGGAUAUACCGUUUUAGAGUAAUUCCUAGUUAACCUUUUCCAUUCUGCAGUGAUAUUAGUUAAUGACAUUUGUCAAAUUUGAGUUAAUUCACAAAAUUAAUAAGAAAGAAGAAUAGAAAUAUUAUAACAUUUUUUAACACUAAAAACUACAACAUUGUUGUUCUUUUUUUUAGAAAUCUAACUCAUCAGAAUUUUCAGUGAUUUUAAUGAACUUGAUCUCUAGUUUUAAUUAUGCAAAGUUCUUUAAGUGUCACAUCCCAUCUGCACUUCUUAACAAUAACUGAUUCAUUAGGUUAGUGGAAAACUAUUAUUUAUCAUUAACAGAUUUUACAACCGGUUGCAAGAAUUUUCAUUAAAAUUUGUGAG